This is a messenger RNA of Aspergillus viridinutans, 1566 nucleotides long. Its product is annotated as putative cytochrome P450. Gene Ontology annotation, molecular function: oxidoreductase activity, acting on paired donors, with incorporation or reduction of molecular oxygen; iron ion binding; heme binding. The record is from RefSeq and is a predicted model, not a curated record. The transcript is spliced from 8 exons. Lineage: Eukaryota; Fungi; Ascomycota; Eurotiomycetes; Eurotiales; Aspergillaceae. The coding region runs from base 1 to 1566 and encodes 521 amino acids.
AUGCUUGACAUUCUCAUCACCUUCCUGGUAUUCUGUCUCAGACGCAUCCGCGGUCUGUGGUAUCUGGUCCGGGGUCCAGAUAUCAUUGACAAGGCAUAUCUUUCAGCAGAGGGGAAGCCAUUUAUGAUAUCUACUCCGUCGAAUGAUCACUGGUUGGUUACGUCGAACGAUCUUAUCACGGAGCUGGUCAACGCGCCGCUUGAAAACCUGUCACUACAUGCUGUAGCUAAAGAGAUUCUACAACCCAAAUACACCAUGUUUGGCUUCGAGUGGCAAGACCAACGAGGCGUCGAGGGGACCGGCUUUGUCCGUGCCUUGCGAAGUAGACUUACGGCUCAUCUGCCCAUUCUAAUGCCCGAGUUACAGAGGAUCGUCGAGACUGCCAUUGCAGACGAGCUUGCAGUGCCUGGUAACGACGGAUUCGUGCAUUGCAGAUUGUUCUCUAUGAUCAAGCGAACCGUCACAAAGGUCAACUGCUUUGCCUUCUUCGGGGAGGACCUUGCGCAGAAUCUUGAAUUCACCGCGGCUGCGCUGGAAUUUCCGCAGAGGGUCAUCCUAGCCGCUGAGAUUCUGCGUAUCACACCGGGUUUCCUCCGACGGUCCGUUGCCAACCUAGUGACGCGACAACACUACGCCGUCAGGAUACUAUUCCGCUAUCUGGAGCCAAUUGUGGAGAAGCGGUUAGCAACGAGGGCCAAAUCGACCAGCUCUAUGCAAGAAGAUGCUCCGGUUGGAUUCAGCUUUCGGCACAAAUUGGCCAGCUCGGCUAACCACCUGCAGAUGGAUUGCAUGCAGUGGCUGAUUGACACGUCGCCACGGAAAAUACAAUGGACCACGACCAGAAUGGUUGGUGAGAUUAUCGCGGUCUGGUUUGGCUCGGUACACCAGCUGGCAAUGACCACCACAUACGCCAUCGAGGAUCUCUGUCUGCAUAACGACUACGUUGAGCCGCUUCGAGCCGAGAUCCAACAGUACCUCGCGGGCUCAUGCAGGAGAAGGGUGGCUGAGAUGCCGCUCCUCGACAGUUUUGUGAGGGAAUCGAUUCGCUGCACCAAUUCGGAUGCCAGUGGGUGUUGGCAAUCCUUUCUGGAUGGUUACAUGCAGCCCUUGCUGAUUCAGGCAGUUACCGUCCGACGGAAAGCGCUGGCCCCAUUCGUGUUUUCUGACGGACUCGAAGUCGCAGAGGGUGAUUGGGUAUGUAUCCCGCAACGAGCGAUGAUGCGCGAUCGCGAUCGGAUCAGAUACCAGAAUCCGCAAGCAUUCGACGGGUUUCGAUUCGCCAGAGCAAACAAGCAGCUACGCGCGGGAGAUGUGCCUCUGGACGUACCCGAGAGCAGCCCUCUGACAAUGACAGAUGUUAGCGUGGACUGGCCAAUUUGGGGGCUGGGAAACACCGCCUGUCCCGGCAGGUUUUACGCCACAACAAUCCUCAAGCUGAUUAUGGUGUGUAUUCUGGAGGGAUGGGAGUGUCGGUUGGAAGAUGCCGGUAGUCAACGGUGGAGGACGUGGCGGUCAAGCAUAGUACCCCGCGAGGGUACAGUUGUACUGUUCAAGAGGAAGGAAUAA